This is a messenger RNA of Priapulus caudatus, 637 nucleotides long. RefSeq names its product degenerin del-1-like. The record is from RefSeq and is a predicted model, not a curated record. The annotation marks the transcript as partial. Gene Ontology annotation, cellular component: membrane. Gene Ontology annotation, molecular function: ligand-gated sodium channel activity. The transcript is spliced from 5 exons. Gene Ontology annotation, biological process: sodium ion transmembrane transport. Lineage: Eukaryota; Metazoa; Priapulida; Priapulimorpha; Priapulimorphida; Priapulidae.
GACGAUGCAGAAGUGGGGGAGCCGCUUAGACGGCAGCUGCUGCUGAAGGUGCUAAGCAGCCUUACCUGGCAAGAGAUGAUUAAUGCCAGCACAGAGAUGGACACCAUGAUCAUAAGCUGCUAUUUCAACGGCAUCAAGUGCAAUAUGGAGAAGGACUUUAAGCUGCAUCUCUCCACCGAUUACGGUAACUGUUUCACCUUUAACUACGCUUCUGAUAACUUACGAUACCUCGUGAAGCAGGGCGGAGCCACUAGAGGGCUGACGUUGACGAUAUUCGUCGACCAGCUGAACUACGUGUCCGGCCUUACGGAAGCUGCCGGAGCCAGAAUCAGCGUGCACGAACCCGGCCACUCACCGUUCAUCGUCGAGAACGGCAUAGACGUACCCGUCGGCACCAGGACGUCGAUCGGUGUCACCCAGGGAAAAAUUCAGCGGCUCAAAUACCCGUAUGACAGCAACUGUACGGACGGUGAUGAGCCAGAAGAUGAGAAAUCGUACUUCGGUGAAGAAUUCGCGUACUCCCUCAAAGGUUGUGUGUUUGCGUGCGCCAAGUCACGAAUUAUGGACGAAUGCGAUUGUAUACCUUACCAGUACGUCGAUCUUGAUGACACGUCAAGUAGAUUAUGCAACACUGCUA